GCGAUAUUGGUGCCUGCAUAGGGCGGUGCUUGCUAGUUCCUCCACACCCCAAUUUGUGGAUAACAAGGCACAAUGCUGGAGAGUGCAAGGAGCUGGUGUUGAGAGCAGUGGGUGGAGAGGAGCAGCGGAGACACGCCGCGAGGGUAUGGGUGGAGAUAUGGAGUGCAACAUAUGGCGGGCAUGGGGAAUGGAGAGUGUGGAGGGGGGCCGACCAAGGGAGGGAAGGGGGGGGAGGGAAGUUGGCGGGCAGGGGAAGACGAUCCGCAAGACUUUGAAGUGCGACAAGUGCUGCUGGCUGCUGGCGUGUGGGUGCAGAGCAGAUCACGUGGGACAGGGAGGGAGGAGGGAAGAGCUUGGAGUGGUGGGUCAUGGGGGCAGUGGAUGCAAGCCGCAAGAACCAUGGCGUGUGGAGGAGCGGCUUUCAGAGGGGGUAUUGGGGUAA
Molecule: messenger RNA, 442 nt
Organism: Closterium sp. NIES-65
Lineage: Eukaryota; Viridiplantae; Streptophyta; Zygnematophyceae; Desmidiales; Closteriaceae
Source: the annotation of a GenBank genome assembly